Molecule: messenger RNA, 4248 nt
Organism: Diabrotica balteata
Lineage: Eukaryota; Metazoa; Arthropoda; Insecta; Coleoptera; Chrysomelidae
Source: the annotation of a GenBank genome assembly
AUGUUAAGAAAAUCCGUUAGUCCAGAAGAAAAACUCUUUGGUGACAUUAAGGUUUCAAGUAAUGGUAUAGAAGUAUUGACAUAUCUGAUAGAUCGUUUAGGAACAGAUUUUAGGCCAUAUAUACAAACAAUAUUACCGAAUGUAAUUGAUAGAUUAGGAGAUGCCAAAGACACAGUCAGGGAAAAAUCUCAACUUCUUAUCCUGAAACUGCUGGAGCGGAAUGUCCUAACUCCACAGACGCUCAUCGAAAAACUUCAGCCAGGUUUUACUCACAAAAAUGCAAAAAUUAGGGAAGAAGUUCUAAGAUGUUUAGUUAACACAUUAAAUGAGCAUGGAGCACAAUCGUUGACGCUGAACAAAUUCAUUCCCGAUAUUGUUAAUUUGUUGUCUGAUCCCACUGCAACAGUUAGAGAUACAGCUUUAAACACUUUGGUGGAUCUGUAUAAGCAUGUUGGAGAAAAAAUAAGGGUAGACUUACAAAGAAGAAAUAUCGUUCCCCAAACCAAGUGGCCGGUGCUCUCGGCGAAAUUUGACGAGGCAAAAGCCAGAGGCGAACUCUUACCGUCGGCUUCCAAAGGAGUAGAAUUAAACUCUGAUGAAACUGACAGAGCUGUGAUGGCCAAACCAAUUGUUCCGACGAAGAGGCAUUUAGUGGGUAGCGCCGUUAAUAAACGGUCGACCUUCGCCCCCUCCAGCGCAAACUCCGGCGGUCCAGCGGGUGCUAUGGAUGAGGAAUCUUUUAUAAAAAGUUUCGAAGACUGCCCGACUGUACAGAUUUUUUCUUCGCGGGAAGUUUCAGAACAUUUGAAGAAUAUUCAAGAUACCAUCUCCGAUCCUAAUAAAGAAUGGAACAAGAGGGUGGAAGCUUUAAAGAAAAUCAGAUCUCUAGUCAUUGCGGGAGCGACCAGUCACGAAGAAUUCCACGUAGGUUUAAAAAAUUUAGAAAUACCAUUGCAAGGCACGUUGAAAGACCUCCGGUCACAAGUCGUACGAGAGGCGUGUGUUACCAUUUCGUAUCUGUCCACGCUUUUAGGAAACAAAUUUGACAAAACUGCAGAGUUUCUGCUACAGCAUUUAAUAAAUUUAAUACAGAAUUCAGCUAAGGUGAUGGCGACUUCUGGUCAAAUCACAGUGAAAUUUAUAAUUCAAAAUAUUUCUAGUGCUAGAUUAAUUCCAAUAAUAACGAGUAAUUCGACAAAGUCCAAAAGUAAGGACAUUCGAAGAGCGUGUUGUGAAUUUUUAGAAAUGAUAUUAACGCAAUGGCCCAAACAGCCAUUAGAAAGACAAAUUCCAGCAUUGCAAGAGGCUGUUAAAACAGGAGUCGCUGAUGCUGAUCCUGAUGCACGUGUUAGUUCCAGAAAAGCAUUUAAAGGAUUCAAAGAACAUUUCCCUGAUCAUGCGGAACAUUUAAUUCAAUCUCUGGAUCCGAGCUAUAGAAAAGCACUUCAAGGAGAGGGAAUGUCUGCAAGUUCGUCACAGAACAAUCUUGCCAGUGGAUUCAAAACGCCCAAGAUGUAUGGUAGAUCCACAGCUGCUAGUACAACAGAUUCGGGAAAAAAGGGAUUCAGAAGUAAUUCUGCGAUUGAUCUGCAAGCAGCGCAGCGAGCUAAAGCUAGAGCGCAAUAUUCUGCGAUGGCCAGAACGAAGAUUCAAUUCGGCACCGCCAGUCUACCGAGACCAAAGAGAGCACCAGAGACUGCAGUAACAGCAUCACCUGAACGAGUGAGUCGAACAAGAAAUCGAAACUCACAGUCACAACCAACGAGUAGGUCAGGAUCGCCUAGCUCCCGCCUGGCUUAUAUCUACCAUAGAGCCCCUGAACACGAAUCUCCAAGACCAAGAAGAUUAUCUUCUGGUAUACCCCGAUCAACACAAGGUUCCCGAGACACGUCGAGGGAAACUAGCCCUAACAGAAGCAUGAAUAGGUUUAGAAGAGGAAGUGAUAGACCACCAAUGAGUCCCGCAUCGAGACCGGUAUUGGCUCAGAAAAUUUUACAACAGAGCAGGGAAGCUGAAAAUGCGUUAGCUGAUAAUACGUCAGACCAUUAUAGGAGUCCAAGAAAGAACAUUAGAUCUGUCGAUAACCAGUCGGAUGAAUCAGAAACUUCCAGUGUUUGUUCAGAAAGAUCUGAGAGGUCUCUAGAUUCCUUUAGAAGGCAUUGUGAUGAUAUUAACCAAAUUAUAGCAUUAUGUGCAAGUACGAACUGGCAAGAACGGAAGGAUGGUUUAUUGUCAUUACAGUACUACCUCAGUACCGAAGUGCUUCUCUCUCCAGGAGAAUUGAAACAUCUAACCGAGAUAUUUACCAGAAUGUUUAUGGACUCACAUACCAAAGGUCUCAGCGUUUUCCUCGAUACGCUUCAUGAAAUUAUAAAAUGCUACAAGUCUGAUCUUGAGUUCUGGCUGUACGUCCUCCUGCAGCGAGUCUUCAUCAAAAUCGGUACCGAAACCCUUAGUUCUAUUCAAGGCAAAUUGAUGUCCACCUUAGAUCUUAUUAAAACCAGUUUUUCCAUAAAGUUGCUCAUCGCCAAUGUGUAUCGGUUUCUUAUAGACGCGACUCAAACUCCAAAUACAAAAGUAAAAAAUGUAGUCUUAAAUACUCUCUCAUCACUGUGCAACAACCCCGAUGCUGUUCAGCACAUUUCUCAGCCCCCUGCUAGUCAGGCUCUGCAAAAAGUCAUCACAUACGCUCAAGAUACCAAAUCGGCGGAAACUAGGCACGCCGCUAGACAAUGCAUUGUAGCUUUAUGGAAUUGUAAUACUCCUCAGGUAACAAUGAUACUAGCUGAGUUGCCUAAAGAUAUGCAGGAUUUGGCAUCCAACGUUGUACAUAGUCAUAUGCGGAAGAGUUCCACUGGAAGCGAGCCUGGAAGCCCGAUGACGAUGGGAAGUCCAAAACCUCUGUCGCCGGGUAUUUCUCCGUUCAGAGAAGGUUUAGAUCAAGAAGAGUUCCAUAGGAGGCUUAGGAGAACUACAGCUGAAAUUCAAAAUUAUAGCUUUGAAACCUUAGGUACUAAGUUAGACAGGGACAAAGUAACUACCUCGCAAGACUCGGGUAUAUCCCAAAUGUCUGCCGGAAAUGACAUAGGUAAAGAUGUUACUUUAAUAGAAGAACAAAUGGAGGAACUGUCGAUAAGGCCAAACUUUAACGUCAGAUCCGGGUCCAAAUCGUUGCCGUAUGCAGCAGUUAAUGGCGUCACUGAGACUGACUCUAAUGGAUUUAGAAGUUUAGGAGAUGUGAACGAUAACGAACAAACUGUAUUAAGUGUUAUAGAUAGUUGUUAUUUGGCUGACUUAACACCCGAAGAAAGAAAAAUACUUCGUAUUAUAAUAGAUAAACUAGACGAAAAAGAUAUUCAAGUUACCGUUCUUCAGACGCUUAGAGCUAUCUUCCAAUCCCCAGAUCUGAAAGACUGCUGGAAGAAUUUUGUAGAAUUAUUAACUAUGAAAGUUCUUGAAGCUCAUUCUGACGACAACAGAGAGGGUAAGGUAAUGAAAGAAGCUGAAAAAACAGCAGCAGCGAUGACAGUGUGUCCAUUCGAGAGCAUCCUUUCAACUUUAGCACCAAUCAUCAGAACUACUUCGUAUCCGGUACUGCUGGGUGCGAUAAAGAUGCUUGCGAAGUUAAUAGAGGCGCAUCCGGAUGAAGUCACCGAUGAUCAUUUGGCGAAAAUAAUGCCAGGACUUAUAAAGGGUACUGAUCAUCCGGAGAGUUCAGUGAGGAAGAGCUCAGUAUUUUGUAUGGUCGCCCUACACAAAGCUGUGGGAGAGGAUAGACUCUCUUCGUACAUCACUCAUUUAUCUGGUAGUAAGGUCAAGUUACUAAAAUUAUAUAUAGAAAGAUCGGAACAUAACACUUCCGUGCCUACAAGUCCUAAAAACAACGGUAGCUAACCCAUAAAGAAAACUACCAAAUAAAAUAUCUUCCAUGGUGAGACUAGUGUUGAUAGUAGUCACCAUUGUUAAAGAAUUUUUCUUUUGAUUUUGAGGCGAACACUGGGUUUAGAUGAAAUGCGUCACUAACAGUAGGUUUGGUUUUAAUUUUAUGUAUAACUUCAAAAAAAAACAUUCUUUAAGCUACAUUAAAGUUUAAAACUGUAGUAACAAAUAUAUAUUAUGUAGUAACACUAAAUUCAGUGUUCCUUCAUAUACAAACUGUCAUUUUUGUGUUGUAGACAACGAGCUGAUACCCAAUUCAGUGUAAACAGUGAAUUGUCGAAUAAUAAAUACAUUUUUUGCUAACAAUAA